AUGAAAUUAUACGGAGAACGUCGUGCGAGUGUAACAGGAUUGAGUUUGGAAAGUAAUGAAGACUUAGAUUUCAUCGAAAAUGACUCUGGUGAAGAGGAAUUAAAUGAAAAGAUUUCAAGUAGAAAGAUAUCAACUAAAAAACACUCAAGUGAAGAAAAACCAAGUAAAGAAAAGCCUGGUAAAGAAAAAGCACCUAAACCACACUCAAGUGAAGAAAAAUCUGGUAAAGGAAAAGCACCUAAACCAAAUUCAAAUGAAGAGAAACCAAGUAAAGGAAAAGCACCCAAACCAAACUCAAGUGGAGAGAAGCCAAGUAAAGAAAAGCCUGGUAAAGAAAAAGCACCCAAACCACAUUCAAGUGAAGAAAAACCUAAUAAAGGAAAAGCACCCAAACCACACUCAAGUGAAGAGAAACCGCAUAAGCAUCAUUCAAGUGAAGAGAAGCCACAUAAACACCACUCGGGUGAGGAAAAACCACACAAACAUCAUUCAAGCGAAGAAAAACCACAUAAACAUCAUUCAGGUGAGGAAAAACCACAUAAGCACCAUUCAGGGGAAGAGAAACCGCAUAAGCAUCAUUCAAGUGAAGAGAAACCACACAAACAUCAUUCGGGCGAGGAAAAACCACAUAAACACCAUUCUGGGGAAGAGAAACCACAUAAACAUCAUUCAAGUGAAGAUAAAUCGAGUGAACAAAACAGUGGCGAACAUGGUUCACAACAGAAGACUCCCACAUGCAGCGAUCAUAUCCGAAAUAGUUAUGAAACAGAUCAAGACUGUGGUGGUCCCUUAUGCCCAAAAUGUUCAAUUGGAAAAUCUUGCAAAGUUGGUUCAGAUUGUAUCACUGAAGUCUGCACGUCUAACAUUUGCAAUGCACCUACUUGCAAUGAUACUAUGAAGAAUCAGGAUGAAACAGAUGUAGAUUGUGGUGGUGAAGGAUGUCCUAAAUGUUCGGAUACAAAAGUAUGUCGUAGACCACUAGAUUGUUCCAGUGGAGUUUGCUUGUCUAACAUUUGUCAAGUAUCCAGUUGCAUGGAUGAUGUACAAAAUCAGGAUGAAACCGACGUUGACUGUGGUGGUGAAGGUUGCCCUAAAUGCGCGGAUACAAAAACUUGCAACAGUGCUUUCGAUUGCUCUAGCGGAGUCUGCUCAUCUGACGUUUGUCAAACGUCUACUUGUAUGGAUGGCGUGACGAAUCAGGACGAAACCGACGUUGACUGCGGUGGUGAAAGCUGUCUUAAAUGCGCGGAUACAAAAACUUGCAACAAUGCUUUCGAUUGCUCUAGUGGAGUCUGCUCAGCUAAUAUCUGUCAAACACCCAGUUGCACGGAUGGUGUACAAAAUCAGAAUGAAACAGAUGUUGACUGUGGUGGUGAAGAAUGUUCUAAAUGUCCAGAUACAAGAGCUUGUUUUAAUCCAUCCGACUGUUCUAGUGGAGUCUGUUCAGCUGAUAUUUGUGAAGUACCCAGUUGUAUGGAUGGUGUGAAAAACCAGGAUGAAACAGAUGUAGAUUGUGGUGGUGAAGGAUGUCCUAAAUGUGCGGAUACACAAGCGUGUCGUAGACCACCAGAUUGUUCCAGUGGAGUGUGCACUUCUAACAUUUGUCAAACACCUAGUUGUAUGGAUGGUGUGAAGAAUCAGGACGAAACCGAUGUGGACUGUGGUGGUGAAGGUUGUCCUAAAUGCGACGACACAAAAGUCUGUCGUAAUGCAUCGGAUUGUUCUAGUGCAAUGUGUGUAUCUAACAUCUGUCAAACACCCAGCUGUAUGGAUGGCGUGAAGAAUCAAGGUGAAACAGAUGUGGACUGCGGCGGUGAAGUAUGUCCUAAAUGUUAUGACACACAAGUUUGUGGAAAUGCAUUGGAUUGUUACAGUGGAGUCUGCUCAGCUAAUAUCUGUCAAGCACCCAGUUGCACGGAUGGUGUACAAAAUCAAAAUGAGACAGAUGUGGAUUGUGGUGGUGAAGAAUGUCCUAAAUGUGCUAAUACAAAAGUUUGCUAUAGAACAUCAGAUUGCUCUAGUGGAAUCUGCUCAUCUAACAUUUGUGAAGCCCCCAGUUGCAUGAAUGGUGUAAAGAAUCAGAAUGAGACAGAUGUGGAUUGUGGUGGUGAUAAAUGUCCUAAAUGUGCGAAUACAAAGGUUUGUAAUAGUGCAUCCGAUUGUUUUAGUGGGUUCUGCGCAUCCAACAUAUGUCAAACUCCCACUUGUGACGAUGGAAUACAAAAUCAGAAAGAAAGUGAUACAGAUUGCGGUGGUGAGACAUGUGUUAAAUGUGUCGAUGGAAAGACUUGCAACGUCGCUUCAGAUUGUUUUAGCGGAGUUUGUGUAUCGAAUAUUUGCCAAGUACCUACUUGCAAUGAUGGCGUGAAAAAUCAGAAUGAAACAGAUGUGGAUUGUGGUGGUCAAACGUGUCCAAAAUGUAAUAACGGAAAAGUUUGCAACAUCGACUUGGAGUGUGCUAGCAACGAAUGUACUUCGAAUCUUUGUCAAACAUGUUCAUUAAGCAGUUUCAAAAAUGGUAACUUUGAAUCAGGAAAAUCCGAUGGCUGGACUAUUGGCGGUGGUAGUCGAAAGUCAAUUUUAUCAUCUGAAAUUAACCCAAAGGACUAUUUACCCGGUGGUAAGCUGUACAAUGCUACCGUUGCCCAAAAACAUUCAAGUAUUGUAACUCGCGUUGAUGAUCCAGUUCUGAAAAGUUUAAUGCCAAAAGUCGUUCACAAUGGAAACCACGCAUGGCGUGUAGAAGACUUAGAAAAAGGAGGUUUUGUAUCAGUCCUAAGUCAACAAAUCAAGAGUUACUAUUGCCUGAAUAUCUAUUUUGCUUGGUUAGCAGUUUUAGAAAAUGGCGAGCACAAUGCAACGGAUUCCAGUGUUAUGGUAAUCGAACUGAAAGACACAACUGUAGGUGACACAUUACUCUCACGUCGUUACGAUGCCGGUGCCAGUUCGAAAGGUGUUGAUACUCGUUUCAAGACACAUAAGGCAUAUUUUUAUACACCUACUUGGCAAAUUGAACAUUUGACAAUUGAUAGCAAUCGAACAGGUCAUGACUUCACCUUGACUGUUCUAGUAGCAGAUUGUAGACCAACAGGACAUAAAGGUUAUGUCUAUAUCGAUAGUUUUGGAGGUGUUUCACCAUAA
Adineta steineri is the source of this 3141-nucleotide messenger RNA. NCBI's taxonomy places the organism in Eukaryota, Metazoa, Rotifera, Eurotatoria, Adinetida, Adinetidae. The record is from the annotation of a GenBank genome assembly.